AUGAGGAUCCUGGUCGUGUCCGUUUGCCUUUUGGCACUAGGUAAGUGUGUUUUAUUUUUAAGACUUUUUCGUCCUGAGAUUGUAUAAUCCAUGAGUAAACCUAAUUAAAUUUAUUUUCAUGAACAAAUUUAGGUAGUGCGCAGGAUCCAAAUGCUGCCCAAGCCAAUCCGAAUGGUCAGGGUAGGUUUAAUUCUGAGAGUCAUCUUAUGGAUAUGAGACUUGUUUAAUCGCGGAAGCAUUUUAAAUAAUUUGUGUCAAAUUUCAGCACCAGCCCCGAAUGCAAAUCAACAGAACCUCGGAAAUACUCCUCAAUUGGCCCAUAGAGCCGAAUGUAGAAGCGAUUUAGAGAAGUACUGUAAGAAAGCUGUUGCUCAACUCCCUCCUGGUGAAAUUCUUAGUGAUAUGGCAGCACUCGAAUGUCUUCAGGAAGCUGGAUACAGCGAGACCGAAAAACUGACUCCCGAAUGUUCACAAGCUGUUUGGGAAUUCAAGGUUCGCUUUAUGAAUGGAUGCGUUUAUUUCAAAUUUAGAUUGUUCUCACUCAAGACAAGAGAUUUAUCACGGCCAUAAAGCAUUUCUGUGACGCCGAGAUGAAGGCCAAUCCAGGAAUCGCUGCUUGUGCGAACGAUGAGAGGCCGGGAUACGCUUUGUCUUGUGUUAUGGAUUUCGGACAUACCAUGGACCAGAACACCCGUUGUUUCCAGUUUUUGCGUAGGUUAAAUCCAUCACGGUCCAUUUUUUCAAGUUCUGUCCUUAUGUUGAAAAUUUUAUAGUGAGAACUGAGCGUUUGGCGUUUUCUGAUUUCCGUUUGGUGGCCCCAUUUGUUGAUAAAUGUGGCAAAACUGUGGCGGACCUUGGUUGUGGUACCUUGACAAAACCAUCUGCCCAUCAAGGGGCGCGGUAUCCUCAUUCUCAAGGAUCUGUUCUUGAAUGUUUAAUCGACAAGAUGGUGAAUAUCCCUAAGGACGCAGCUAAGGCUCAGAUUAUCCAGAACUUGCCCACUGAAUGCCGAAAGGAGGUUAUGAGAAUAGCUGAGCUCCAAUCCGAAGAUUGGCAUAUGGAUCGUCCUCUAUACUUUGCAUGUCGAGAGGACCGAGAACGAUUCUGUUCGGAAGUUCAAGCCGGCGAAGGACGUGUGUUCCAAUGUCUUAUGGAUCAUAAAGAUGACAAAACUAUGGAGCCAGGAGUAUGUUGUUGUAAUUUAUGCCCAUGUUUUUACUUUAGUGUGCCAAAAUUAUUGCCGAGCGCGCUGGACUGAUGGGCCAGGACUACAGACUGGCCCAUCCUCUUCUCAAAGGAUGUAAAAAUGAAAUGAAGGCUUAUCAAUGUACUCCUCAAGUUGGGUUUGAACGAUCUCAAAACUUCCAUCUGAGUUGGGUUCUUCUUUGUCUCGAGAAUGGUCAACAUCAAUAUAAUAAGCAACAGCAUGAGAAGCAACAGGCUGAGAAAGAGAACAAACAGCCCCAAGCUACUCCUGAUCUAAUGCCUUUCACACAGGAAUGUAAUCACGAAAUGCAACAACACCGUUCGAUGAUGGUAUCCGAAUUCAGAAUGAGUCCAGAAUUGGUGAUGACUUGCGCUCAAGUAAGUUGCAUUAUUAUAUCUAUUUGGUGUUUAGGAAAUCGACAAAUAUUGUAGUCCUAAGGGAGAUCUGGAAUCUGGAGGUAAAACUAUUCAUUGUCUGAUGUCCCAUGCUGAAGCUAGGGAUGAAAAGAAAGUUCUUGGUCCCCAAUGUGUGAACGCACUUCAACAGUUAAUGAAAGUAGCGGAUGUCGGAUCGAAUUAUCGUGUGGACAAGGUCCUUUGGCAAUCUUGUCGCCCUCUGAUCGAAGGCAAAUGUAAGAUGGACGCUGUUUCCGAGGCCCAGACCUUAAGUUGUCUUAUGGCAAAUUUGGAUGGACCGGAUAUGACUGAUGAUUGUGAGGACAGACUUCUGGAAGUGCAAUACUUUAUGGCCAGAGAUUGGAGUUUGGAUCCCCAGCUUUAUGACUCUUGCCACAAAGAUGCCAUACAAAGGUGCGGUAUUUUCUAGGGUUUUGUCUAGUUAUGCUUAACUUAUUAACGGAUUUUUUUAGAUGUUCCGCCGUUGACAACUGGCAUCAGCCAAAAACGGACGAGGCUCGUGUCGACCCGGGGCCGCAAGUUCUUGCCUGUUUAUACCGGAACUCUUAUGACGAACAGCAACCUCUUUCCAAAGAAUGUCAAGUCCAGGUCCACCGAGUGCUCAGGGAAAGAGCUCAACGGGUUAAUUUGAUCCCUGACAUCGAGGAGAGCUGUCGGGAUGCUCUUUCCGAAUAUUGUUCCCAAAAUGUGAAACCUCAGGAGGUAUGAACACGGAACUUUUUGAUAUUGUUUGUAUUUUAACUGCGAACCUUACUGUUUUAGGAAAUGAAUUGUCUCCAAAAACAAUUCGAGAUCCCCCAGUUCAAGGAGAAACAUCCAAAAUGUCAUGGAGAGAUCUACAAGUUCACGCAAAUGGAAUCUAAGGACACAAAACUGAACAGACUUUUGACUGCUGCUUGUCGUCCCGUAAUUGAUGUCUAUUGUAAGCAGCUGAUGAAUGAAGACAUCGAUCAUGGAGAUGUGAUGAUGUGCUUGUCACAGCACAAGGGUGCCCGCGAGAUGAAUAACAAGUGUAGAUCUUAUGUUCAGCAUUUUGAGUUGAUCUCUUUGAGGGAUUACCAUUUCAACUACAAGUUCACGCAAGCUUGCAAACCUGACAUUGAUCAAUAUUGUGCCGCAUUUGGAAACGAUGAGUAAGAGAUUUGUUUUUUAUUUUUAUUCUUUUAGGGGAGCGAUCAUACGUUGUCUCUCUAAUAUCAUGUUCGAACACAAGGUGUUGGGAGAAAGCAAAGAUCUGCACAAGGAAUGCAAGAAACAACUUCGAACGGCCUUCCUUCAACAAGAACAGGUGGAUGUGAGUUUAGCUUAUAGCCAUAGGUAACGUAGGAUUAGAGCCGGAGUAUAUUUCAUUCUUUUUUGGGCGGUUUAAGAAUAGGGGACUUGGUGAAAGAUUAAGAUGCUUGGUGGCGUUUUGUGGGUGAUGUAUUGGCAUGUCGAGUUUCUGCUUACUUUCCUUUUAACCAUCUUUGUUUUGACCGUUGUUAAUACGAGCUGUUUCAGUUUGACGAUAAAGAACAUAUGGGUGAUGUCGAUCCAGUCAUGAUGCAAGCUUGUGAUGCCGAUCUCUCCAGAUACCAGUGUAAAAACAAAAAGAACUUUGAAGAGGUGGUCCAGUGUCUCAGGGAACAUUUCGAUGACUUGGCUGUUCAGUGUAAGCGCUUUGUAUUCCAAAGACAAGAAGUGGAAGCAGCGGAUAACAGUUUUGACACGGAAUUACAAGUAAGUCUUCGUUAAACUAUUUUUUGUUGUCCUCAAAUGAGAAUCUUUUUGUGGAUAACGCAAUGUUUAGCAGCAAACUUGGUGUGAAAAUUUCGGAUAUUACUCUUAAACGUCUAGUAGUGUGUUUUACUCUUGCUUCUUCAUUAUCGUUUUGCUUGUAAUACGACUUCUGUUGAUCAUGUAUUUUUUAAGAGGACAUGCAGUUUUGACAUCAACAAGUAUUGCCGAUCCCAGAGUGACGAUAAGGUUCUGGAUUGUUUGAGUAACACCAAAAUCAUCAGACUGCUCCAAAAAGGAUGCCAGAAGUUGGUAAAAGAGAGGAUGUUGGAGAGAUUUGAAGACGAUCGGCUCAAUCCUGGUCUCUUGGCUGCUUGCAAAGACGAAGCAGAAACGCAGUAGGUUAUCAUAACUGCGCUUCCGAAGAUUUAUAAAAUGAAUAUUCAAUUUUUUUUAGCUGCCCGGAAGAAUAUCGCCGUUUGAACAGCCCUCAGAGGUCUCAGGAUGCUCUUGGCCCAGCCAUUGCCAAUUGUUUGAGAGCUAAAUACUCCCAAUUCAACAGUAAAGUACAUCUAGGACCCCAAUGCAAAGACGAGGUAGAAGAAAAUAUGUUUCUUUCAUCUCUUUUAGGUAUCAAAAAUAAUUUUGGAAAGUGAAUUUGACGUUACUUUGGAUCCCCAACUGUAUCAGGCUUGCAAGGGAAUCAUCAACAGACAUUGUUCUAACACCAUCAUCACAAAAGGAGGAAACUUUGACUCUGUCUUGGAAUGUCUGAAGGCUGAUCUUUACACAAAUCAGAUCUCGGAUAGAAAUUGUGCGGCUCAAUUGAUCAGGAGGACCCAGGAAUCGUUGGUCGAUAUCCAUAUGGAUCCAUCUCUGCAUGAAGCUUGCUCUGUGGAUAUUCAGAGGAUCUGUCGUGAAGUACCGCCAGGACAAGGAAGAAGUAAGUUGUUAUGUUUUAAAUUCGUAUAGUUGCCAUACUUCUGGAUUAAACAUUUGCCUGAAAUCUUUUAGUCAUCACCUGUCUUAUCGAUGCUUUGGAUGUCCCCCAAACUCCGAUGUCGUCGGGAUGCCGAACCAAGUUGGUGGAGAGGAAGAAGUUGUGGAAUAUGGCUCAUGAUGAUUACAAGAUGGAGCUCCCCGAAACCUGGGCAGAGGCCUAUUCCGUGAUUGCCAACCAUCCUCAACGGACCUCCAUCCUGACUGUCACGGGAGUUGUAUUACUUGUACUUUUGUUGAUCGGAUGCUGCUGUGGACGCCUCACAAAACGCCAAUAUUCGGAAUUGAAAAACCGUUAGGGAAAACACAUAUUUAAUAAUAUAUUCUAAUUUUCCGUUAUCCUUCCUAGCAUUUCUAAGCGCGCCUUACCUUAGCUAAUUCUUAUAUCUGGUUGCAUCUAAUAUUCCAUUUCACACUUAUUUUUGGAUCGGGUAUUUAACCUCUCAUCUGGCAUAAUUCUCUGUGAUCGGUUCGAAAAUUAUUUUGUUAAAUAAAAGUCUAAUGUAUUGUACUUGUUUUUUUUCCAAGAAAUGUGACUCUCGCGCCCUAAGAUUACAAAAUCUUUUGUUUUGGUUUUUUGUAGACAAACCCGGGGUACAAUAUAAUUAGUUACUGAUACUUACUUUGCAGUGUAAAGAUUAGUCUGACUCAGACUUCCGAUUACAUUCCUACAGUAAUUUGAUCACAAUCGAUGCCCUGAACGCGUGGACUUCAGAAGCCAUGGCCUUUAUGAUUGGUGUGUUGUGGAAAGGAAUUCGGUAUUGAAUAAACAUUAACAACGUUCCUUGUUGUUUGCUCGGAAAUUACUGCUCCGGAAAGCGCGAAAUUAACCGUUAAGAGGGGGAAGGGUACCUCUUUCCUCUCGAUUGAAUUGCGCAAUCUCAGGCUCCAUUCCCCGAGUCGCCCCUUACUCUCAAAACAGUCUAACCACCAACAUGAUGUCUACACAUUUGAUGAAUGGGGCUCAGGAUGUCCCCGACUUCUAUUCGGCCCCAGGCAAAACAGAUAUGUUCAAGGAUUCCUCCCAUCGAGAAGUGAUUACGUACACGGAAGAUGGCCGCGCUCUCAUUGCCGGGAAGCCAUUGGACAAGCGAGACCCCGAGGACAUGUGGAGUCAAUUGAUUCUGCAGAUGAUGUGCCAACGUUUGGCCAUCAACAGCAAUAGUGAGUGAGAGUUUAAAAAGUAGUUUCGAUUGUUCAUCGAAUGCUCUCGCGGGGAAGAUUAAAUUAUUUGUUCAAAAUACUGUAGUUUGUUACAUUCAGGUAAGAGAUCGCCAAUACAGUAAUUCAACCACUGAAUUCAUAACGGAGUUAUUAGUUUUUUGUUUAAUUCACCUCAUUGAACGGCAAGCUCUGUUCUGCUUUAAUGUUGUCUCAACACAUUACUCUACUCAUUUUACAUAGUUUUUACGUUUAGAUUUUUUAUUUUUAAGGCAACAUUACGGGAGAAGAAUUAAAUACUUUAAAUUUUCAGGCCGAGAAAGCAAAAUCAAACGGUUCUUCGGCCGAAAUAGCAAGGUGGAGAAGAAAGAAUCGACCGGUCGGAUCUAUGUGACCAAUAUCUCAAUCAGCAAUUAG
Bursaphelenchus xylophilus (pine wood nematode) is the source of this 5916-nucleotide messenger RNA. The record is from the annotation of a GenBank genome assembly. Lineage: Eukaryota; Metazoa; Nematoda; Chromadorea; Rhabditida; Aphelenchoididae.